Molecule: messenger RNA, 729 nt
Organism: Striga hermonthica
Lineage: Eukaryota; Viridiplantae; Streptophyta; Magnoliopsida; Lamiales; Orobanchaceae
Source: the annotation of a GenBank genome assembly
AUGGGCUCUGUUGGUAAUAAUCAAAAUCCAUGGUCGCCAUACAUCAACAGCAACAACAACGACAGAGACUGUUCCCAUGGCCUCUGCACCGUCUCCUGCCCUCAAUUCUGCUACUUCUUCUUCCCCCCGCCCUCAGAGCCCUCGCCGGACGACGACGACCCCAACCCCUUUUCCCCAAUCAUCAUUGCCCUAAUCGGCAUCCUCGCAGGCGCCUUCCUCCUCGUCGGCUACUACACCGUCGUCACCCGCUACUGCAAGCGGCGGCAGCGGGCGGACGCCGCCGUACACGCCGGGAGUGAAGAGACUGACGGGUCACCCGGCGUUCGUGCCCGGACCGGGCUGGACGAGUCGCUCAUCCGGGCCAUCGCGGUCUUCAAGUACAAGAAGGGCGGCGGCGCCGCCGCCGAGUGCGCGGUCUGCCUCGGCGGGUUCGAGGAGAACGCGGCCCUGAGGCUCCUGCCAAAAUGCGGCCACGCGUUCCACCUGCCCUGCAUUGACACGUGGCUCAGAUCCCACCCCAGCUGCCCCCUGUGCCGCGCCGGCGUGGACCCGCGUGACUGCCGCCGCCCGGCCCACGUGGCCCUCCCUGUGGUCCCGGCAGGGGCGGACGUGGGGCCGGGCAGGCUCGGGCGGUCGGCCUCGUUGGGCGCGUUACCGCGAGUCGGCGGGGAAAACGGAGACGAGGGUUCACUUAUUGAGAUGAAGAGAUCGGUCUCGACCCCUCAUUGA